AACCUCUGGCAACCCUGCUGCCGCACAGCUGAUCGACACACCGGCUGCAAAUCAAUUUUCUAACAUUUGUUUAUUUACGCCGCCGCCUACUUGCUAGGCCUCAGGAAAGCGUACAACCAGGAUCGCGAUCGGGACUUGCUACAGGUCCGGAGCCAGAUACCCACACCAACGCACAUUCCGCCCCUUUGCGCAACGGGCUGAAGCGGCGGGCGUGGCAGUGCCCGGUAAGCUGCAACGUACGUGGCAAUGCAACUGAAAUCGCGCUUGGAGGAACAUUGAGCCAUAGAGCGCGUAGCACUACUAGUACUAGCCCUCGAGCCGGGACUAUAGCCCCCGCCACCUUCCAAAGCAUUCCGCAUCCAACCACCAAUCCUGCACCAAGAUGACGGCCACGUUGCGUUACCGCGGCGACAAAAGCAAUCUCCUGGAGUUCGCCAAGAACUUGGACGCGUUCAAGAAGGUGCCCGAGAAGUACACGGAGACCACGGAAAUCGGAGGCACCCUAUCCCUGUUGAGCCGCCUGUUGAUCGUCUACCUGGUGUACACGGAGCUGCAUUACUACUGGCACGAGACGGACAUCGUGUACCAGUUCGAGCCGGACAUCGCCCUCGACGAGCAGGUGCAGAUGCACGUCGACAUCACGGUGGCCAUGCCCUGCGCCUCGCUCUCCGGCGUGGAUCUCAUGGACGAGACGCAGCAGGACGUGUUCGCCUAUGGGACUCUGCAGCGGGAGGGCGUCUGGUGGAAGAUGACCGAACACGACCGGCUGCAGUUCGAGGCCAUCCAGAUGCAGAACCACUACCUGCGCGAGCAGUUCCACUCGGUGGCCGAUGUGCUGUUCAAGGACAUAAUGCGGGAUCCCCAUCCGGUGCGGGAGAGUGCCUCGCAGAUGCCUGCUGCCCCGCCACCAGGAGCCUUGCCCUUAGCUGUGGACCUGCUUGGCCAGCACAACGCCCAGCCGGAGAGCAAAUUCGACGCGUGUCGCCUGCACGGAACGCUGGGCAUCAACAAAGUGGCCGGUGUGCUCCACCUCGUGGGCGGAGCUCAGCCCGUUGUGGGACUCUUCGAGGACCACUGGAUGAUCGAACUGCGGCGCAUGCCGGCGAACUUCACGCAUCGCAUUAACCGACUCAGCUUUGGACAGUACUCGGGGAGGAUUGUCCAGCCAUUGGAGGGCGACGAGAUUGUCAUCCACGAGGAGGCUACCACAGUGCAAUACUUCCUGAAGGUUGUGCCCACCGAGAUCCACCAGACCUUCACCACCAUCAACGCUUUUCAGUACGCCGUCACCGAAAACGUGCGAAAACUAGAUUCCGAGCGCAAUUCGUACGGCUCCCCUGGCAUUUACUUCAAGUACGACUGGUCGGCUCUGAAAAUUAUGGUGGACAACGAUCGCGAUCACCUAGUAACCUUCGCCAUCCGCCUGUGCUCAAUUAUAUCCGGAAUCAUUGUCAUCUCGGGGGCGAUCAACGCCCUUCUUCUGGGCAUCCAACGCCGCCUGCUGCGCACCUUCGCUCCGGUUCUGUACAACCGAUUGGGCAGCGGGAAGGCUGCUGCUUCGGAGGCUGCUGCUCCGUCGUCACUCUCCACGAAGGUCGGCACCGCGCCGCCCGUCAACGAGCUUCUGCACACAGCCAACCUGAUGGCCAGCGUGGACAUCUCGGCCUAUUUGCCCACGACGUCGCCAAAGCUCAAAGCCGCUCUUUAGCCGGUCUUCAGCUGUUCUAUGCGACCGCGAAUCUCAGUCUGCAAAGCACUAACCGAAACUUUCUACGCAAAUGUUGUAUUGUCUCAUUAAGAAAACAUUACGAAAACAAAAAAAAAAGCACACACUAAUAUGGCAA
Molecule: messenger RNA, 1844 nt
Organism: Drosophila teissieri
Lineage: Eukaryota; Metazoa; Arthropoda; Insecta; Diptera; Drosophilidae
Product: endoplasmic reticulum-Golgi intermediate compartment protein 2
Exons: 3
Coding region: 383-1708 (441 amino acids)
Biological process (GO): retrograde vesicle-mediated transport, Golgi to endoplasmic reticulum; endoplasmic reticulum to Golgi vesicle-mediated transport
Cellular component (GO): endoplasmic reticulum; membrane; COPII-coated ER to Golgi transport vesicle
Source: RefSeq, a predicted model, not a curated record